Messenger RNA from Austrofundulus limnaeus, 1746 nucleotides. It is a transcript of the gene tmed4, whose product is annotated as transmembrane p24 trafficking protein 4. The record is from RefSeq and is a predicted model, not a curated record. The transcript has 5 exons. NCBI's taxonomy places the organism in Eukaryota, Metazoa, Chordata, Actinopteri, Cyprinodontiformes, Rivulidae. Bases 51 to 713 code for a protein of 220 amino acids.
ACGUCACCGAGCUGCAGCAUUUUCAUGUCCGCUGUAGURAGGGAGGUGACAUGAUGCUGUCCGCGUCAGCUGCUGCAGCCGCUCUCCUUSUGGCUUUUAUUUACCCGAGCCGCGCGCUGUAUUUCCACAUAGGAGAGACGGAGAAAAAAUGCUUCAUUGAAGAAAUUCCGGACGAGACGAUGGUGAUCGGAAAGUACCGGACUCAGCUGUGGGACAAACAGACCGGGUCCUUUCUUCCGUCCACCCCUGGCCUCGGGAUGCAUGUCGAGAUCAAGGAUCCGGACACGAAGAUCAUCCUGUCUCGUCAGUACGGCUCUGAAGGACGCUUCACGUUCACCUCCCACACUCCUGGGGAGCAUCAGAUCUGUUUACACUCCAACUCCACCAAGAUGGCUCUGUUUGCAGGAGGCAAGCUGAGAGUUCACCUGGACAUCCAGGUGGGAGAACACACCAACAACUACCCCGAGAUCGCAGCCAAGGACAAACUGACAGAGCUGCAGCUGCGAGUGCGGCAGCUGCUGGACCAGGUGGAGCAGAUCCAGAAGGAGCAGAACUACCAGAGGUAUCGUGAGGAGCGCUUUCGCAUGACGAGCGAGAGCACCAACCAGCGCGUCCUCUGGUGGUCCAUCGCUCAGACCUUCAUCCUCAUCAUCACCGGCAUCUGGCAGAUGAGGCACCUAAAGAGCUUCUUCGAGGCCAAGAAGCUGGUCUAACGUCCGACUGGGCCGGGGGGGGAGCGACCUGGACUGGACUCCGCAGAGCUGGGUCUCUUCCACCUCCAGCAGAACCAUCGAGGAAGAGGAGGAGGAGGAAGAUAUCAACCACUGGCGGUACCAGUUCUUUCCCACAAACCAACCCUGAGCAACGUUUUCUUUUCCCUCCGUAGCACAACAUUCCGGUCUCACCUGUGUUUGUGAUGUUUUCUGGAGAAAYGUUUGAUUUUCACAGGAGAAAAGAAUGUUUCAGAAAAAAUAACCCUAAAAUCAGAUUAGUUUGUUUCCGGUCAAAGGUCACGAUAUUUUACUGAAGCAACUUGACUUUUUGCUCUCGUCUUUAUUUAUGAGCAGCAGUUUCAUAAAGGUUUUAUGAAAAAAGCCUUUGUAACGGCAUGAAAAAAAUUUAUUCAGUUUAUCGGAAAUCUGUUGAAUUUGAUCGUUUCAGAUAUUUCUUGAUCUGCAGAAUUACAUCACAUUUUUUCACCAAUUCCGUCUUUAUAUUUGAGGCAGUUACAUGAUYGCCUGGCUUUCAUGACAGUGGUUUAUUUAAUUUGUCUCAUCAGAUAAAUGCACGUAGAAGAUGCACAGAUUUGUUAUGAUUUCAGCUACAUUUCAGUGUUAAAUAUAAAAAAACAUUCUUAAUAAACUGUAAAGUUUUUAGCUCCGAACAAGUCUGUAAAUACAGUGUACGAUCCUUUAAAUCUGUUUGUUUUUCUGUAAAUAACAGUUGUUUGUUUUCUACUGAUUUUUACCCAAAAUUCAAGUCAACAAACGAGUUUUGUCAAAUUUUAUUUAUUGAGCAGUCGACGGAACGUGUUUUCUGCCAAGUUUUAAUAGGACAGUUUUUUUGUUGUAAUUAUUUUGAAUGAGAAACAUGCUGCUGCACUAAACUCCUGUUUAAAGUGGUUUUAAUUAUUCUGUACACUUCAUUUUAGUCUGGAUGUCGCCUUACAGUGGUUAAUAAAGAAGGUUUAGCCAAACUAACAUGUUUUUUUAAUGUUUCUUUGUCAUUAAAGUGCCUGUGAUGUAA